AUGGCAUCCCCUUCUACCUCUUUAGUGUUCACAGUGCGAAGGCGCCAACCAGAACUGGUGGCACCGGCUAAGGCCACACCCCAUGAGUUUCAACAACUUUCUGAUAUCGAUGACCAAGAAGGUCUUCGGUUUCAGAUACCUGUGAUACAAUUUUAUCGCUAUGAUCCCUCCAUGCAAGGAAGUGAUCCUGUUACUGUCAUUAGAGAGGCAAUUGCAGAGACCCUAGUGUUUUACUACCCAUUCGCAGGUAGGCUUAGGGAGGGGCCUGCCCGGAAGCUUAUGGUAGACUGCACGGCUGAGGGUAUCUUGUUCAUUGAGGCUGAUGCCGAUGUUACGCUACAGCAAUUUGGUGAUGCUCUUCAGCCCCCAUUCCCUUGCUUGGAGGAACUUCUUUAUAAUGUUCCCGGAUCGGAUGGGGUUCUUAAUUGCCCACUCUUGCUAAUUCAGGUGACGCGCCUCAAGUGCGGUGGUUUCAUCUUUGCCCUGCGUCUCAACCACACCAUGAGUGAUGCAGCAGGACUAGUCCAAUUCAUGAUGGCCGUGGGAGAGAUGGCACGUGGCGCACGUGUCCCCUCCUUCCAGCCUGUGUGGAAAAGGGAGCUACUGAAAGCUCGUGAUCCACCGCGCGUGACUUGCGUGCACCACGAGUACGAUGAAGUGGCGGACACCAAGGGCACCAUCAUCCCACUUGAUGAUAUGGCCCACCGCUCCUUUUUCUUCAGGCCCAUCGAGAUGUCCGCCAUCCGUAGAUUCGUUCCACAGCACCUAAGCAAGUGCUCCACGUUUGAGGUCCUCACGGCUUGCCUCUGGCGUUGCCGUACGAUAGCACUUCAGCCAGACCCGGAGGAGGAGGUGCGCGUGCUGUGCAUUGUGAAUGCCCGUGCCAAAUUCAACCCUGCUCUGCCCUUGGGUUAUUAUGGCAACGCGUUUGCGUUCCCGGUGGCUCUCACGACUGCUGGCAGGCUUUGCCAGAACCCGCUGGGCUACGCUCUGGAGCUGGUAAAGCAGGCCAAAGCUGAUGUGACAGAGGAGUACAUGCGCUCUUUGGCAGAUCUCAUGGUUAUCAGGGGCCGGCCACACUUCACGGUGGUGGGGACGUACCUCGUGUCGGAUGUGACGCGUGCUGGGUUUGGAGAGGUGGACUUUGGGUGGGGCAAAGCAGCGUAUGGCGGGCCAGCCAAGGGUGGGGUCGGGGCCAUACCUGGAGUGGCUAGCUUCUACAUUCCAUUCAAAGACAAUAAUGGCCAAGAUGGGAUUGUGGUUCCUAUUUGUUUACCGGCCCCAGCUAUGGAGAGAUUCAUCAAGGAACUAAAUACCAUGUUGAAUGCUAAUGACCAACCAAAUGGGGUUCAGACGUCUACUACCUUUAUCACAUCUGCCCUGUAA
Molecule: messenger RNA, 1386 nt
Organism: Prunus armeniaca (apricot)
Lineage: Eukaryota; Viridiplantae; Streptophyta; Magnoliopsida; Rosales; Rosaceae
Source: the annotation of a GenBank genome assembly